AUGCCAGGCAGACGCCGGGAUUGCGCCGCCCGCAAGGACCUGCCCAGUCCUUCCCCGGGUGUGCCAGGAGCGCAGUCCCGGCGCGUAGGGGCCACUUGGCCGGGUCUGUACGGGCAGAAUGAAAUCCUCGUCGCGGAGAAGGAAGGCCAAGGGGCUAGUCCUCCGAAAGGCAAAGGCCAGGAGGUUGGACUGAGCGCCUGGUGCCCCCAGGUGUGGGCUGGAGCAGCCCUCGGUCCCGGUGCGCUCUGGGCCGCGGCCUGGGGAAUCCUGCUGCUCGCAGCCCCCGCCGGGGCGCAGCGUGGCCGGAAGAAGGUCGUGCACGUGCUAGAGGGCGAGUCGGGCUCAGUGGUGGUGCAGACGGCGCCUGGGCAGGUGGUCAGCCACCGGGGUGGCACCAUCGUCUUGCCCUGCCGUUACCACUAUGAGGCAGCUGCCCACAGCCACGAAGGUGUCCGCCUCAAGUGGACCAAAGUAGUGGACCCGCUGGCCUUUACCGAUGUCUUCGUGGCACUGGGCCCCCAGCACCGGGCGUUUGGCAAUUACCGCGGGCGGGCUGAGCUGCAGGGUGAUGGUCCUGGGGAUGCCUCCUUGGUUCUCCGAAACGUCACGCUGCAGGACUAUGGACGCUAUGAGUGCGAGGUCACCAAUGAGCUGGAGGAUGACACUGGCAUGGUCAAGCUGGACCUGGAAGGUGUGGUGUUUCCUUACCACCCCCGUGGAGGCCGCUAUAAACUGACCUUCACAGAAGCGCAGCGCGCGUGCGCUGAGCAGGAUGGCAUCCUGGCGUCAGCCGAGCAGCUGCACGCGGCCUGGCGCGACGGCUUGGACUGGUGCAACGCAGGCUGGCUGCGCGACGGCUCGGUACAGUACCCGGUGAGCCAGCCCCGGGAGCCCUGCGGUGGGGCCGGGAGCGCCGGGGUAGGCGAAGGUGCCAACGGCGGCGUGCGCAACUAUGGCUACCGCCAUAACGCGGAGGAACGCUACGACGCCUUCUGCUUCACCUCCAACCUCCCAGGGCGUGUGUUCUUCCUGAAGCCGCUGCGGCCCUUGCCCUUCUCCGGAGCAGCGCGCGCCUGCGCAGCGCGCGGCGCGGCUGUGGCCAAGGUGGGGCAGCUGUUCGCCGCCUGGAAGCUGCAGCUGCUGGACCGCUGCACCGCAGGCUGGCUGGCGGACGGGAGUGCGCGCUACCCCAUCGUGAAUCCGCGCGCUACGCGUCGCCUUUUCGGCGUCUACUGCUACCGCGCACCCGGUGCGCCCGACCCCGCACCCGGCGGCUGGGGCUGGGGCUGGGCGGGAGGUGGUGGCUGGGCCGGAGGCGCGCGUGACCCUGCCGCCUGGAUCCCGCUGCGUGUCUAG
Pteropus alecto (black flying fox) is the source of this 1356-nucleotide messenger RNA. It is a transcript of the gene HAPLN4, whose product is annotated as hyaluronan and proteoglycan link protein 4. NCBI's taxonomy places the organism in Eukaryota, Metazoa, Chordata, Mammalia, Chiroptera, Pteropodidae. Gene Ontology annotation, molecular function: hyaluronic acid binding. The record is from RefSeq and is a predicted model, not a curated record. The transcript is spliced from 6 exons. The coding region runs from base 1 to 1356 and encodes 451 amino acids. Gene Ontology annotation, biological process: cell adhesion.